Molecule: messenger RNA, 1176 nt
Organism: Moneuplotes crassus
Lineage: Eukaryota; Ciliophora; Spirotrichea; Euplotida; Euplotidae
Source: the annotation of a GenBank genome assembly
AUGGGGACUUGUUGUGUGUGAAUCAGGCCGGAGGUGAAAGAGCUUCCUUAUAAGAAAGCUAAUAGUCCAGGAAUGGGGAGGAGUAUGGUAGCUGGGAAAGAACCCCUCGUUACAAAAGAUUAUGAGUUCUUGAAGGUUAUUGGCACUGGUAGUUUUGGAAAGGUGUAUCUUGCCAAACUUAGAAAACAAGGGAUUCAAAAUAAGAGCGAAGACGAAUUAUUUGCAAUUAAGGUUUUAAAGAAAAGCAAUAUUGUUGAUAAAUAAACAGAAAGACCACAUCACUAACGAGAGAAAUGUUAUGAGCAAGAUAGAUCAUCCAUUCAUCGUCAAAAUGCAUCGGGCUUUCCAAACUGAUAAAUAAAUUAUAUUUUGUACUUGACUUUCUCAACGGGGGCGAAUUACAUUUCCAUAUGAAAAAAGAAGGAAGAUUUACAGAAAACAAAGCUAGAUUCUAUACUUCAGAAGUCAUACUCGCAUUGGAACAUCUACAUGAGAAUGGGAUUAUUUAUAGAGACCUCAAACCUGAAAAUAUCCUUGUGAAUCAAGAUGGGCAUAUUAAGUUGACUGAUUUUGGUCUCUCUAAAACAGGGAUGAUGGGAGGAAAUCAAGCGUUUACCUUCUGAGGAACACCUGAAUACUUAGCUCCUGAAGUAAUCAACGGAAAGGGUCAUAGUAAAAGAGUCGACUGGUGGUGCCUUGGACUGCUUCUCUAUGAAAUGCUGUCUGGAUCUCACCCAUUUAAGUCUAGAAGGAAGAAUAGAAAAGAAAUAUUUAGCCAAAUAACAGAUAAGCCUGUAGAAAUGCUGCCAGGGUUCUCAGAAGAAGCAUCUGACCUCAUCUCUGGACUUCUCAAAAUCGACCCUGAUGAAAGAUUAGGAAGCUCUGAGAAAGGAGUCGAAGAAAUAAAGGAACAUAAAUUUUUCAAAAACGUCGACUGGGAAAAAGUGUAUCAUAGAGAAGUGUCUCCUCCCUACCAGCCUUGAUUAGUAGAUUCAUCAGACUUAAGAAAUAUUGACUCAAGUUUUACAAACAUGAGUGCGAAUGAUAAUGAUGAAGAAAGGAUCACAUCCUCGGAGCUAAACUUUAAGGGAUUCUCUUUUGAGAAUAGCGGACCUCUUAGCUCAAGCAUUGAGAGCUAAUUUCCCCAUACUAGUUAUACUUUAUUAAAUUUUGUUA